Messenger RNA from Triplophysa rosa, 4178 nucleotides. RefSeq names its product low-density lipoprotein receptor related-protein 13 (gene lrp13a). Lineage: Eukaryota; Metazoa; Chordata; Actinopteri; Cypriniformes; Nemacheilidae. Gene Ontology annotation, molecular function: calcium ion binding; protein binding; catalytic activity. The coding region runs from base 43 to 4104 and encodes 1353 amino acids. The transcript is spliced from 21 exons. The record is from RefSeq and is a predicted model, not a curated record.
CAGCACCGGUUCAGCUGGUUUGAUUCACUUUUCUCCGCAGUCAUGUCCCUGUCCAAUGUCGCUGUUUGUUUGAUUUUACUGCUUCUUGAAGCAGAAUGUGCGCUGACAGCGGUUGGAUCUGAGGUGGUUUCUCUGCGCUGUAGGUUCGGUUUUAUCCCCUGUAAGGACGGAUCUGACUGCGUUCUCUACAGUCACCUGUGCGAUGGUGAAGAAGACUGUCCUGAUGGCUCUGACGAACAAGACUGUGCUGCUUUCUGCACCAUAGGUCAGUUUCAGUGUGCACAUGGUAAGAAGUGUAUAGAACAGAGGCAGGUGUGUGACGGUGUGGCUCAAUGUCAAGAUCGCUCGGAUGAAGUCAACUGCUUCAAGAAGGACGACGGGUGCGCUCAUCGCUGUGACAGAGACCGCUGCAUCCCAAAAUCCUUUGUCUGCGAUGGAGAUGCCGACUGUUCGGACGGCAGCGAUGAGGCCAGCUGUAAUGUUAGCCCUGAUGAUGAUGAUGAUGAUGAUGAUGAAGAUGAUGACAGAAGCACAGAGGAGGAAGAGACCAAUGAGUCUGAUGGUUCAGAGGAAGCCCCCGUAGAGGUAGCCCCCCUGCGCUGUUCCUUCGGCUCGAGGUUAUGUCGAGACGGGAUGGAUUGCGUUUUGCAUAAUCACGUGUGUGAUGGAGAGCAGGACUGUAAGGACGGAUCGGAUGAGGACGAGUGCUCCGUCGAGUGUGAAUCCGGUCAGUUUCAGUGUGCACAUGGUAAGAAGUGUAUUGAGCGGAGGCAGGUGUGUGACGGUGUGGCUCAAUGUCAGGAUCGCUCGGAUGAAGUCCACUGCCAUAAACAGGAUGACGCCUGCGAUCAUCGCUGCGACGAAAACCGCUGCAUCCCAGAAUCCUUCGUCUGUGAUGGAGAAGCCGACUGUGCCGACGGCAGCGAUGAGGCCACCUGUGGUGCGGAGAGCUGCAGCGCUGCAGAAUGGAGAUGCGGCAGCGGUCAGUGUGUGUCCGUCAGCAUGCGCUGUGAUGGUCAUCCGGACUGUAAAGAUCAUUCAGAUGAAGAGAACUGCGCUGAACCUCCACCCUGCGGCACACAACGCCGCUGUCCACACAGCCAUGAGUGUCUGCUGGACGAGUGGAUGUGUGAUGGAGAAACGGACUGUAAGGAUGGGACGGAUGAGAAGAACUGUAAGGAAUCUCCAGUGACGUGUGGAGAAUUCCAGUGGUCCUGCUCUUCUAAGACUCAAUGUGUUCCACACGACUGGUGCUGUGACGGAUCUAAAGACUGCAGGGAUGGAAGCGAUGAGUCUGCCUGUGCGCCCGUGCCGUGUCCUCCUCAUCUGUUCCAGUGUGGAAGUUCUGAGUGUGUGGAUCCGUCUCAGCUCUGUAAUGGAGUCACUAACUGUCUAGACGCUUCUGAUGAAGGUGGAGAGUGUCUGAAAGAGAAAUGUUCACAGGAGUGUGCGCAGGAUUGUCACGGCACACCCACAGGCCCGCGCUGUUGGUGUAAGAUGGGCUAUAAGCCUGUAGAUGGCGGUCUGGUGUGUGUUGAUGUUGAUGAGUGUGCGAGCGGUCCAUCCGUCUGUUCACACUACUGUAACAACACAGACGGCUCAUUCCAGUGCUCCUGUAGUCAUGGUUACGUUCUGGAGCCUGACCGCCACCGCUGUAAAAUCACAGGUGAGCCGUACCUUCUGGCGGCUGUGCAGUCUGAAGUCUUUCUGUUGGGUCUGAGGAGCUCCAGUCUGGACGUUCUUCUGUCCUCCGAGAAGCGCUCCGUCCUCUCGCUCGACUACGACAGGCAGAAGCAGAGAGUGUACUGGAUCGGUCUGGACACGGACCACAUCCGAUGGCUGUCACGGGAUCAGAAGAGCAGAGGAACUGUUAUUAAAGGUAUACAUGCAGAGAGUCUGGCAGUGGAUUGGGUGGCGAGGAACCUUUACUGGGCCGACAGUGUGAACGGACAGAUAAACGCAGUGGGAUUGGACGGCAACGGCACCAGAACCACAGAUCGUGUGGUGAUUCUGGACCGAGAUCUCGGGCAGAUUCGCUCUUUAGCUCUGAUGCCACAGAAAGGUCUGAUGUUCUGGUCAGAAACGGGGGAUGAGGCUCAGAUCGAAUGUGCCGGAAUGGAUGGAUCAGAAAGACGAGUGUUGGUCAGUCGCUCUCUUCGAUGGCCGGUCAGUCUGACCGUGGACUCUCUGCACAACAGAAUCUACUGGACGGAUGAAAAACUCAAGUGCAUUGGAUCGGCCGAUCUGGAUGGAGAAGAUAUUAAGCUGCUGCAGUUAAUGGAGACGCCCAGUCCAUUCUCAGUGUCCGUAUUCAAUGAUAUGAUGUACUGGUCUGAUACCAAACGAGGAACCAUUCAGAGAGCUCACAAAACCAGCGGCAAAAACCACCAAGUCCUGCUCAAACGGCCCGGACAGCCGUUCGGUCUAAAGGUGACUCAUCCUCUGUUACAAGCCAUCGUUUCAAACCCGUGUGUGUCCAAGCGCUGUUCUCAUCUGUGCGUGUUGGCCCCGGGUCUGAAGAGCGUCUGCAAGUGUCCGUCACAGUUCCUGCUGGAUAAAGAUGGACACACCUGCUCGAAAUCCAAAGACUCGUCCUUUGUGCUGUUUCUCUCUCCUAAUGCCAUCACACAGGUCUUUUUGCAGAGCAGACACAGCAGCUCUGGUCUCCGGGAAUGGCCCGAGCAUCGUCAGUUUGACCUCCCAAAGGUGAUGAAGCCCACCAAGUUUGACUUGGUUCUGCGAGACCUCACCCUGUACGUGUCGGAUGCUAACCAGCCCGCCGUGGGACUGUUCAAGAUGAAAGACGCCGGACUGGUGCCGCGUGGAAAACUUCUUGGGCUACACAAGGACUCGAUCCGUGCGUUUGCAGUGGACUGGAUCUCAUUAAACGUGUACUGGAGCAGCGAGAAGCUCCCCGGCCUGCAGGUCACGUCACCGGAGGGCACGCACACCAGCGUGUUAAUUGGAGACGGCGUCGGGGGGAUCGAGUCCAUCGCCUUGCACCCGCCCAGCGGACGUCUUUGCUUCACAAAUAAAGUUCAGGAGGGUGACGGGAUCACGGUGGAGUGUGCCAACAUGAACGGACAGAACCGAAGCGUGGUGUGGAGUAAAGCAGUCCGGCCAACUUUACUUCUGCUGUCCGAUGAGGGGAAUCAAGUCUACUGGGCUGAUGCUGAUUACAAUCUUUCUCCAGGUCUUGCCGUAAUCGCUUCAGUUGGAACCGAUGGUUCAGGAUACACGGAAAUACAAACAGAAGGAUUAACAGCGUUUGCUUUAGUCAACAAUGUGCUGGUUUGGGUUACUAAAACAGACCGCAGUAAGUGUUGGUUCAGUGACGAUCAGGACACCGGUAAGCUGUGGUUUGAAGUGAAAACUGAAAUCACUGGGAUGAAAGCUCUAGCUAAAUCGAACCAAAAAGGUACAAAUCUUUGUUCUAAUGCUAACGGAGGCUGCCGUCACAUCUGUCUGCCGUUUCCCGGAGGAAUGACGUGUCACUGCAGCCACGGUCAGCGGCUGGUCAACGGUAAAGACUGCGUCCCGGAUCCUCGAUGUCCUGACGGCACCAAACCCUGCUUGAGUCAAGAGAUCUGUCUACCGCUGAAUCAAUUCUGCAACGGCGUCGCCGACUGUCCCGAUCAUUCGGAUGAGAACUGUCUCCAUGACGGCGAAGAGAAAAAGGUGGGACUCCGUCCCAAAUCAUUUCGUCCAGGUUUGAGCGAGAACAUCGUACCGGAGAACGUGGAGGCCGAGGCGUGUGGUGAUAAACUGUGUAACGGGAAGGGAAGAUGUGUGAGGCGGGACGGAGCGACGGUGUGUGAUUGUGAUGCGGGUUAUAGUGGAGAACGCUGUCAGGAUCUCAUGGGCGGACUCGCGCAGGGACCGGUUGUGUACGGAGCGGUCGGGCUGUGUGUCGCCGUCAUAGUUCUGGGUGUUACCAUCGGAGUCAUACAGACGAAAAGGACCAAUCGGAGGGACUCAUCACAGGUCGUGAUUGAGCACGAAACGAGCAUGAAGGAACUACAGAGCAGAUCAGAGACGCCUUCCACAAAACCUAAUGGAAAAGACACAGAAUUCUCAGAGGAGAAUGUCACAUCUGUGGACUAACGUCACCAUACUGGUUGUAUAUAUUGAUUUUUAUGGAUUAAAACAUUUGGAAAGUAAAUGACGUUCACAGUCGG